GCCAGGUGUAUAAAGGUGCUCCUCUCUCUCCAUCUGAACAGAACCUACGGUAUCUACCUGUGAUUCACUCGACAACAAGAGACUAUCACCAUGGCGAUGAUGACCAUUCUUCUGCUUCUCAGCGCUGCCUUGGCUUUGGGCAAUGCAAAGCCCUUACAGGAGGCCAAUGAUGUGGAUCAACUCCUUGCUUUUGAGGCUAAGAUGGUGGCGGAGCUGCAUGAGUUGCAGAAGGUGCAGGAGGAGGAGCAGCAGGUGCAUGAGGAGGAGCAGGAGGUGCAGGAGGAGGAGCAGGAGGUGCAUGAGGAGGAGCAGGAGGUGCAAGAGGAGGUGGGGGUAGAGAGCAGGAGCUUGUGUCCCUCAGGCUGGACCAAAUACGGAUCCCGCUGUUUGAUGUUUGUACAUGGCCCCAGCACAUGGAUUGAGGCAGAGCGGUACUGUGUGCACUUUGGAGCGAACCUGGCGUCAGUUCACAACUCCCAGGAGUAUCAUUUUCUUCAGGAGCUGGUUAGGAGCCAUACCAAUGGGUUCCCAGGCACCUGGAUCGGAGGCUCUGAUGCUGUCUAUAACACGAUAUGGCUUUGGAGCGACGGGUCCAGGUUUGAUUACCAUGGCUGGAACCCAGGAGAGCCUAGCAACAACAACAGAGAGAGAUGCCUAGAGAUGAACUUUGGCGUACAUAAGCGCUGGAACAACAAACCCUGUCACUACACACUACCCUCAAUCUGCUCUAAAAGACUAUGCUAGAUGAACCUCAUGUUUAUUACUUCAUAUAUUACUGCAUAGAUUACUUUAAUCAGUUUUUAAUUAAUAUACUUGUUGUAUACUUGUGAUAUAUAAAUAAAGUUUGAUUUCAUUUGA
Messenger RNA from Oncorhynchus masou masou (cherry salmon), 858 nucleotides. Its product is annotated as ladderlectin-like. Gene Ontology annotation, molecular function: signaling receptor activity. The record is from RefSeq and is a predicted model, not a curated record. The coding region runs from base 91 to 744 and encodes 217 amino acids. Lineage: Eukaryota; Metazoa; Chordata; Actinopteri; Salmoniformes; Salmonidae. The transcript has 7 exons.